GCAGGCAGAGGAGGAGGAGUGUGGCUGUCUCCACUCACUUCUCUACAGCUAGGGGACUCCGACAAUAAACAAUCCCCUGACUACACGCUACACGCUCUCCCGACGCACACACGGCAGAGCCUUCCUUUUUCAAACAACAACACGUUUUUAGGACUAAACGUUUUGUGUUUUAUACUCUGACCCGCCAUUUUCCCCUCCGUAAAAGUGUCAAGACAGAUGCGACGCUUGUCUUUGGGAUUUGCCUGUGCCGAAUACUAACGAUGCGCCUCUCCGGCUGACUGUGCGGUGGACAAACGCAGGUCCCCAAUGUGAGGUCUGCAAAGCUGAAAGGCGCCACAGGCAGAACCACAGCCGAGCCUUGGACAGACAUCCCAAAUAUCUACAUCCUGGUUCCUCCAGUCCAGCUCCCCUCAUAGGCCUGGGGCAGGGCCGUCUGGGAACACGCUGUGUUUAAGGACAUACUACAAUGCCUGGGAGGCCCACCUGCAGCAGACCGCCUUCACCUACAGCGCCUGUUUCACCAUAGAGCUGACUGCACCGCUUCACAGGAUCUAAUCUGAACUGUUUAACCUCGGUGCGCUUUUUGAUAUUUGGGACAUAUCCCCGUCACUCAAAUGACCUAGGUGUUUUCCGCUCACAGUACUGAACUAUACGAGGGGAUCCUAGUAUUGAACAUGACUCAUGGGGAGGAGCCUGGCCCUGAGACACACAAGGAUUCAGCUGUUCUAACUUAUCUGGAAGGUUUACUGAUGCAUCCAGUGGUGGCCGGGCCCGGGGCCACGGUAGGCGGAAGGUCUGAAGCUGCUCAUAGCAAUCAGCAGCAGGUGGACAAAGGGGGCAGACCGCCUACUCAUGGACCCACUGCUCCAGCCGCUGGAACCAAUGGGCCCUCCCUGGGUGCUUCACAGCACCUAAAGAAGGCCCGCCUACUGCGCUCUGGGGCCUGGAACGAUUCAGCAAGCCAACGGAUAAGCUCGCCCUCAGUUGAAGUGAAUGGUCAAGGCGGGGCCAUACAAAAUGGAGGUCUGGAGGGGUCUCCUCAUGCGGGUGAGAGCACCCUGCUGGCCUCACUGCUACAGUCCUUCAGCUCACGUCUUCAGAGUGUAGCCAUGUCCCAGAACUCUACUAAACCCCCGGGAGAAACCACUCCUCCCCCUAAGGCCCCUGCAGAAAAGGAGCCACUCCCUGUUUAUGGUACAGCUUCAAGCCGUUUGAAAGGUCUUAUGAGAAAAAACAAAAUGCAAAACCAUAGCAACACGCCUUACAGUCGCAGAGGCCACAGCCAAGACCGCCCCCCAGAGUCCCCACGCUCUGCGCACAGUGCCACGCCCCCCACAGAGUCCUGUGCCGAGCGACUGAAGGCUGUGGCCAACAUGGUGAAAAUCCGCUCCAGUCCUGCACCUUCCCCAAAGCCCAGUGUGGCCUGUAGUCAGCUGGCUCUUUUAUUAUCCAGUGAGGCUCAUCUUCAGCAGUACUCCAGAGAGCAUGCCCUCAAAGCCCAACUCUCUGGAAGGUCUGCCAGUGAACGCCUGGCAGCUAUGGCAAACCAACAGCAUGGCCCAGACAAAAGACCACCUAGUGUGGGGGGCACUCUGCCUGGAGCCUCAGACACAUUAAGCUCCUUAACAACCUUAAACAGUAUGUCGACAUCAACAACAACACUCCCUCGAUCAGGCAUGUCGAGUCCACAGAGCCCCUCACUGCUCCGCAGUCAUAGCCAAAGCUCCCCACCCACGCACUCUCAAAGUCACAGCCAUACACCAAGGGAGAAGAGGGGCUUUGACUCCCGCCCCACCCGCCCUCCACAGACAUGUAGCAGCUUACUAUUGUUGCUUCUGAAUAAUCACAACAACCAGAAACAGCUGACUAAAAAUGGGCACCUGGAGGACCCCUGUGGCGUUUUACCCCCUAGCUGCCCCUCCUCAGUGACAUCUGACAGUGAGUGUUCCACACAAGAGCGUAGCCUGGCUAAAGACAGCAGUGACGCUGAGAGCUCCUACUCAAGUUGUUCUCCUAUUGACCUCUCAAUGAGAAGCCGCAUAAGUGUUCAUGACACGAGCCCCAAAACUAACACACUGUCCACCUCCCUGUCCUCCCAAACCCCUCCUUCCUCUGUGCUCCCCUGUGCUCCAACUGCUUUCUCGCCUCAACCCUCUGUUCACUCUUCCACAGCUCUUUCUCCAACAUCCGCUGCUAUUGCCACUGUUAAUACUUCUUCAUCCUUGUCUUUCUCUACCUCCUCCCUUGACAAACUCACUGAGUCUUUAAUAAACAAGUGGAAACCAGAACCAUCCAGUUCAGUGGUCUCCAGAAAUAAAGAGCCUGAAACGAGCCCUGACCUAAAAUCACACCCUAAACUCACACUUAUGCAGCUCCUUCUUGAGCGCAGAAAUAAUGAGAUGGCAAACAAAGGUGUUAAUAAUGAAGAUUUGCCUCUUGACAUUACAAUGGCCACAAUGUCUCGUUGUCAGUCAAAGCCUCUGGUUUCCUGGGAUGAAAAUGGUACAAAUAGCCCUCCCAACCGGCCAGUGCCUCCAGCUCAUCCUCUGUACCCACUUAGCCGAGAACAAAGCGGUGCCCUCUCUCCUUAUUCCUACCCUUCGCCUCAUGUCCAGUCCAGUCCAUUAGAUCUUUGCAAAUCCAAAACAUUUCCUGUUGAGAAAUCCUCCGAGCCCGGCUUUAGUGCCAGUAAACUUUUGCAGAAUCUGGCUCAGUGUGGCACUUCUUCUCCCCCCAACCCUCCUGCUAAACCACUGGCUUCGGAGCUUGACAACCGACCCCUUGCACUUUUAGAAAGGCUCAAUGCCCCAGUACACCGGACCACCAAUACCCCGCUCUCAGAAGGGCCCUCCGGCAGCUCCACCCCCUUUAGCCGCAAAGAGCCCACUCCUCCUUCAUCCCAGAUUGAAAACCUUUUGGAGCGGCGCACAGUUCUACAGCUGCUCCUUGGGAACAGUUCUGCUGCCUCUACACCCAGUCGCAAAGACAGGCCUUCUGGGAGUGGUCGAAGGAGCGUGGAAGUAUCAGGGGGUCAUAAUGACAAGAGUCCUAGUGCCUCCAUCGUCUGUGACAGCUCCAAUGGACCUGCUUUAGAUGUAAAGGUCAAAACUGAGAACUUGGAAGAGAAGGGGCAGCUGUCUGGCACAUCUGAUGAACUGAGUAGCAGGAAAAGACUAAGUUAUGAGAAGAAUAGCCCUCUGUCUGACUAUCAGCCAGACCUAAAAACAGAGCCCAGGCCAGCAGAGGUCAUAGCAAAAUAUGGCCUUCUCAGCCAGCUGCUUAAACAACAGACUGCCACUUAUUACACUAGUGCGGCUGUGCAGGUGGAGCCUCAGCUCAGACAGGUGAAAGAGGAGCAGAGGGACUAUCAGAGCCCCAGUCCUAAAAAGAGGCGUCUGUGCUCUGAACGGACUGACACUAUGAACAAUGGCAACUCUCCCAGAGCAGUGGAGCAUUGUAACCUGGGUUUUGCUUCUCCUGGUGUUCAGGAGGAGUUUGACCAGAGGAGAAGUCCGAAAGCAGAUGAAAUUCCACAAAGAAGAACUCCAAAUGAGACUCUGAGCAAAGAGAGCCGAGGCUUCAAUGUGCUCAAGCAGCUGCUUUUAUCGGACAACUGCCUGAAAGAGUUGUCCCAACAGUCCAGAGGAGCCCCCAGCCCUUCAGUGCUGCAGGCCAAUGGUAAAGCUAAUGGCAGCAUUCACAGUCAGCCUGCUCACAAUCACAACUUCCUGAGCCUGCCUGGCUGGCACCCACAUGGAUCCCUCAGCUCUGGGCCUCCGGGACAUCUCCGAGCACUGUCCACCCCACCUGUGGCUGAUGGACCCAGCCGCACCCAGUGGGGGCGCCAGUCAGCCUCAUGGCCCGUCUCUCAAAAACGGGACACGCCCACUCUGGUUAAAAAGGAGCCUGAGAGCCCGAGCCGCUGGAGCGGUCCAGAGAAGGAGGAGGAGGAUUGUGACUCUAACCCUGACUCCCCCCGACUGUCUCGCUCCAACCCCAUCCUUUAUUACAUGCUGCAGAAGGGCAGCCUCCAGCUCCGAAAGGACGUGAAGGAGCAGACGGAGGGCACCCAGUCUGUGGUCCGAGUCAAAGAGGAGCCAAUCAGCGACCUGCAUGCUUAUGAACACAGCUCCCACCCCCAAUCACCCCCCCACAACGACAAGCACAGCCAUAAGAGCCGAGGGCUGAGCCAAUCAUCUGAAUAGAGGUUUUAUAAACUGUUAAAACAUGACUAUAUAGUACUUCUCUUUUUAUAAUGACUUGCCAAAUUGGUUUGAUGAGACAAAUAAUUGUUUUUGUUUAUGCAAUUGCAUAUUUGCAUUGCCUCUUAUGUUCUAUACAUUGUGGGCAUGAAAUUGCAGAUAAGCCUCCACAAUGGUUUAAUUCAUUGAAAGCUCUUUUUACCACCUUGUGAGUUCAACAUUGCUUUGUCAGUAACAAAUGUCCUCCUUUAAAAUCAGUCUCUUUUAUCUAACUACACAUUUUUAUAUCACAUUAGUGUCUAAGUCCUAGUUUCUCUUAUUCUAGCUGUCAUUACAUUACAGUGAUCUGAACAAUCACGAGACUGUUUCAGAGGAGGAUGUUCGAUACGCUGCAAUAGCUUCAUGAGGCACAUGGAGGUUUGCAUGAUCACAGCUUGUCAUGGGCUUUAUUUGAAACUUAUUUUAAAGGGCAAUAUUCGACAGUGCAGAUUCAGGGUAAUAUGUUUGCAGACGGAGCAGUUUUGAGCAGAUGGGUCAACAGUGUGGUGCAACUGUGUAAGCAGGUUUCUAGAGCAACAGUUAAAGGCUGCUACAUAUGACAGGUUCUUACUAUUCUGGUUAAACUAGCACCUCUCUAGCAUGUGGCUUCAUUUACUUCAUUCCCCUUCACUGUUAUGAUGCAUCCUGAGUUUGCACUAGAACUCAUGCUUUUGGAGAAUAAUUUAAUAGCAUGUUAUUAUUACAUUCUCAUUCUUGUUAUCUGUUGAGGGUCUGGCUGUUGUGAUUACUUCUUACUCAUUUCUAUUGUGAUUUAUCUUUUGUGGCACUCUAAUCUUCAGAAAUGUCAAAAUAAUUGCAUGAUACAAAGAGAUGACCACAGGCCCAGCUGGAUAGUUCUGCCUCUGAAAAAAAUCACCGGUUUAGGUGUGCUGAGGGUAUCUGGCUCAUCAUUUUGAUUGUACUGUAUUUUUAGUAUGGGUUCAUUUCACACCACUUUAUCUUGUCAUCUUUUUAAUACUUACAUAUAUGGAGUAUGUCUCUUGGAUGAAUACAUUUUCACUAUGGUUCAAUAUUCUGUAUUUCUGUAUAUAGUACUUUCAGUAUGGAAGAUGACUAUUUUGUAAUGUUUAAGAAAAGAUAUAAUCCUAGUUUUUAAUGCCCUGUAAAUAGGAAUUAUAUGCAUACAAGUGUACAUAUAAAGGCAGAGGAUGUUAUGCCCAUCUUUUGGUUGGUUUGUUUUUUGCAUGUGUCUAUGUGGUAAAUGAUAAUCUAUCCUGCGCUGUGUUGUGUAACAAUGUCUGACUCCUCACUGCUGCCUGUUGCAUGCAGACGCAUGGGAACUACCUGUGAACCCUCCUGGUGACUGGGGACAAUGUCAAGUCUUAAUAUAGGUCUUUUCUAUCACAGAGAGCGUUUGUUAGAGUAUGAGCAGUCUACAAAUAACCACAGACUGUUAAGCAAAAAGACAAAUAUGUGAAAAAAACGUGCAUUAAAUAUUUUUGUGAUUUUCCUUUCUGUUACUGGUUAACAGCUCUGAAGGAGCUCGGGGCUCGAGUGGGGGAUUGACGUACAAUCAUAGAUUUGCAUUGUGCAUCUGACAAAUACAUUUGUAGCAACAAACAAAAGACGUUUCAUUUUCUCAUGUGAAGCCCUGAAAUGUCAUUUUUUUAUGUUUCUUUUUGGUGUUCAUUUGCACUGAUAUCUCCAAAAUAAAGUACUAAAAUGCA
Periophthalmus magnuspinnatus is the source of this 5929-nucleotide messenger RNA. RefSeq names its product nuclear receptor interacting protein 1b (gene nrip1b). Bases 675 to 4205 code for a protein of 1176 amino acids. NCBI's taxonomy places the organism in Eukaryota, Metazoa, Chordata, Actinopteri, Gobiiformes, Gobiidae. The transcript has 2 exons. Gene Ontology annotation, cellular component: nucleus. The record is from RefSeq and is a predicted model, not a curated record. Gene Ontology annotation, biological process: regulation of transcription by RNA polymerase II. Gene Ontology annotation, molecular function: signaling receptor binding; transcription coregulator activity.